Messenger RNA from [Torrubiella] hemipterigena, 2369 nucleotides. Lineage: Eukaryota; Fungi; Ascomycota; Sordariomycetes; Hypocreales; Clavicipitaceae. The record is from the annotation of a GenBank genome assembly.
AUGGGUACGCUAAAUUAGCGGCAGGCCGGACCUGAACGAAGGGGCCACAGGGCACACUACCGUAAGCGCUUGUCCUGUUGCAGCGAGCACAUGCAUAGACACUAGAAAAGAAAGAAAAUAGCAGGGACCUUAACUUGCAGCACAAGCUCAUGCUGAUGCUCCACAUCGGGCUUUCCGGCAGUCGCCCGCCAAUGCCGCCGACAAUUCCACCGUUGAAAGGGGACCCGGCCCAUGGCGAUGGGAUAUGGUGUUUAAAAUUUCCGUAUCGCUAAUAGCAGCAGAUCGUCUAGUAGCGUCAGCAUGAAAGUGGAGAGAGGCGGCAGAGAAGAAGUGAAGAAGUUUCCUGCGAUCGGAUUACAUCCCACUUGUAUAUAAGACUAUCCAUCCUCCUCGCUUCAUCAUGUCUUUCUUUUCGUAGCAUCCGCCUCCUUCUAUCCUCUACUUUAAUAUCCUCUCUUCUUCUUUUCCUUCUUCAUACCCACACAAUUCCACAAAGAUGAAGACUGCCACUUACUUGGCCGUCGCCGCUCUUGCUGGCGCCGCCAUGGCUGCUCCCUCCACCGAGGCCAACGCCGCCUGCAUCCCUCAGCACGAUGUCAACCCCAAGGACCGCGCUGCUGGUGUCGCUGCCCGCGAUGCCGGCUUCAUCUACGGCCCUUCGCUCAUUGGCGAGGCUGCUCCUUUCCCCAACGGCACCCUUGGCAACGCCCGCUCCAAGGCCGACUACGACGACUGGAGCGUCGAUCGCAAGGAGAUUGAUCGCCGCAUCGGCCUCGAUCUACAGGCCCUCCAGGCUGCUGUCCAGGCCAACGGCGGCCUCAAGACCUGGAAGGACUACGAGACCGUCCUCUACGAUGGCCAGCUCAAGAACGCCAACCCCCGCGGCGUCACCCCCGGCAUGAUUGGCAACGCUACCCAGGAUCUCCUCUUCUCCAUGGAGCGUCUUAGCGAGCAUCCCUAUGCUGUUCAGCGCGUUCUGCCCAAGCAGGCCCUCCCCUUCCCCCUCGACAACAAGCUCACUGCCCAGAUCGUUGGCAAGGGUGUCACUCUCGAGUCGCUCCGUGACAGCAACAAGCUCUUCGUCGUCGACCACUCCUACCAGACCAACUACAAGGUCGCCACCGUUGUCCAGCGCUACCCCGUUGCCUGCAGUGCCUACUUCUACAUCCACCCCAAGACUGGCGACUUCCUCCCUCUUGCCAUCCGCACCAACGUCGACAUGGACCUCACUUACACUCCUCUCGACUCCGCCAACGACUGGCUCCUCGCCAAGAUGAUGUUCAACGCGAACGACAUGUUCCACGCCCAGAUGCUUCACCUUGUCAUCUCCCACGAUGUCACCGAGGCUGUCCACCAGGCUGCCCUCCACACCCUCGCCGAGAACCACCCCAUCAUGAUCCUCCUCGAGCGCCUCAUGGUCCAGGGCUACUCUUCCCGCAUUGUUGGUGAGGAGCUCUGCUUCAACGAGGGUGGUCACUGGGACCAGCUCAUGGCUUACAACCAGUUUGGCUGCCGCGACUUUGUCUCUGAGCGCUGGUUCUCCGAUGGCCGCUUUCAGGCUGGCUACCUCGAGAACGACCUCAAGGCCCGUGGUCUCAUUGACGACAAGGGCAAGUCUCUCUUCAAGUCUUUCCCCUUCUACGAUGAUGCUAAGGAGAUCCGUGACAACUACAAGGCCUUCUUCACCACCGUUGUCAACUCCUACUACAAGACUGAGAAGGAUCUCUCUGACGACAAGGAGGUCCGCAACUGGUUCAUUGAGGCCAACAUGAAGGCCAAGUCCCAGGACUUCCCCCAGGAGGAGAACCUUUCCAAGAAGACUCUCAUUGAUGUUCUCGCCCACUUUGCCUUUGCUACCUCUGUCUCUCACCACAGCACCAACGGUGGUGCCCCCAUCUCUUCCGGCACUCUCCCCUUCCACAUCCCCGCCAUCUACACUCCCAUCCCCAAGGAGAAGGGUGUCAAGGACCUGAUGCCUUACCUCCCCGACGUCAAGACUGCUCUCCACUACCUCGGCUUCAUGUCCUCCUUCAACCGCCCUUUCUACGGUGACGACGGCCGCACCCUCGAGGAUGCCUUUGCCUCCGCUAAGGCCAUCGACCGCCUCAACCCCGAGACCAAGAACGCCGCCAAGACCUUCUUGACCAGCAUGCACAAGCUCUCUGACAAAAUCCGCGCUCGCAAGUUUGACAACAAGGGUCUCAGCCAGGGCAUGCCUUUCAUCUACCGCACCCUCGACCCUGCCUACAUUCCUUUCUUCUGCGCCGUCUAAGCCAGCGGACAGAAGUUGGUGAAUAAUACAUGCAAUGUACUAAAGAAAAAAACGAUUAGAAUGAAACGUAAUGGGACCGGCGCAUAUUUAGACAGGC